This is a messenger RNA of Pogoniulus pusillus (Red-fronted tinkerbird), 2843 nucleotides long. RefSeq names its product nuclear receptor subfamily 2 group C member 1 (gene NR2C1). Gene Ontology annotation, molecular function: RNA polymerase II cis-regulatory region sequence-specific DNA binding; zinc ion binding; nuclear receptor activity. The coding region runs from base 581 to 2464 and encodes 627 amino acids. Gene Ontology annotation, biological process: cell differentiation; negative regulation of transcription by RNA polymerase II; anatomical structure development. The transcript is spliced from 14 exons. Lineage: Eukaryota; Metazoa; Chordata; Aves; Piciformes; Lybiidae. The record is from RefSeq and is a predicted model, not a curated record.
AGCUCUGUGUCCUCCUCCUGCUGGGGCCAGCAGCCCUGGAGGCAGGAUUGGAGGUGUAGGAUUUCAGUGCAUUGUCACAGCAUCUUUGAGGCUGUGAUUGAGGAACUUUCCAGUCCCGUCAGAAUUCCUUCCCACUUCUUUUCCCCAUCUCUAAUGCAGGACUCCUGCAGUAGAACACUUCUGCAGGUCACUGCUUUCAGAGAACCUCUUCCACUGCUCCUGAGAUGUGUCCAGAGCUUAGCUGCACUGCUCCUAAUGGGAUUAAUAGAGGAUGUCUGAUGCCAGUUCUGGGUUUGAGGGAGCUGAGUGCUUUCAAUGUUUUAUUACCUCUGUUGGCCAAUAGUGAAUUAAUAAUCCUCUGAAUUGAUAAUGAAGAAAUACCUCCUCUGUCAGCCACUCCUGCUCACAGAGACCCUGUUGCAGGCAGCUGUUAGCCCCAGUGCAGGAUUCUGCCCCAACCAGCACGAACUCUGCUGCUGCUGAGGAGGUAGCAGCGUGCAGAGAACACAAACUCUGGCGUCUCAGAGCUCCGUGUCGGGACCUGCUGAGUGGGGAGCUGAACGGCCCCUCAGAGGUGGAAAUGUCUCUGCUGAGCAGUAUCUCUGCUGGAGCAGGUUCCCCGUGGCCAGGGCACUGCCAGCAGCCGCUGAUGGAUGGGCCAGCACCGCGCAUCCAGAUUGUCCCUGGGGAGCCAGGCCUGGCCCUGCCCCAGCGCAUACAGAUCGUCACAGACCAGCAGACGGGCCAGAAGAUUCAGAUUGUUACAGCACUUGAUCAGAGCUCAGCAGGCAAGCAGUUCAUCUUAACAAAUCACGAAGGCUCUACCCCCAGCAAGGUCAUCCUUGCCAGACAAGAUUCCACCCCAGGAAAGGUUAUCCUGGCAACUCCAGAUGCUGCAGGUGUCAACCAGCUGUUUUUUGCAUCCCCUGAUAUAUCUGCACAACAGAUCCAGAUUUUGACAGACAACUCCUCCAGCGAGCAGGGCCUCAGUAAAGUGUUUGAUCUGUGUGUGGUGUGUGGGGACAAGGCCUCAGGGCGCCACUACGGAGCAGUGACCUGUGAAGGCUGCAAAGGAUUCUUCAAGAGGAGCAUCAGGAAGAACCUGAUCUACUCCUGCCGUGGCACCAAGGACUGUGUGAUCAACAAGCACCACCGCAACCGCUGCCAGUACUGCCGGCUGCAGCGAUGCAUCGCCUUCGGCAUGAAGCAGGACUCUGUGCAGUGUGAGAGGAAGCCUAUCGAAGUGUCCAGGGAGAAGCCUUCCAACUGCGCAGCCUCCACCGAGAAGAUUUACAUUCGGAAGGACCUGCGGAGCCCUCUGGCUGCCACCCCCACCUUUGUCACAGACCAUGAGACAGCGAGGUCUGCAGGUCUGCUGGAGUCGGGGAUGUUUGUCAACAUUCAGUCUGCCAUCAAAAGCGAGCCUGCCGUGCUGAUGGCUCCAGACAAGGUUGAAGCAUGUCAGGGAGAUUUAAGCACACUGGCAAACGUGGUGACUUCACUGGCAAACCUCAGCAAAUGCAAAGACAUCUCACAGAGCACUACAGAGCUGUCUAUGAUUGACAGCUUGAGUAAUGGAGAUGCAUCCUUGUCUGAGCUGCAGCAAGAGGAACAAGCCAGCAGUGAUGUGACAAGGGCGUUUGAUACUCUUGCCAAAGCAUUAAAUCCAGGAGAGAGCACAGCCUGCCACAGCUCUGAGGCUGCUGACACUGGUGUCCAGCUGCUGGGAGGAGAAACGAGCCUGAGCAUCGUGGAGAUGGAGGGGCCCCUGCUCAGUGACGCGCACGUAGCCUUCAGGCUCACCAUGCCCUCUCCUAUGCCUGAGUAUCUCAAUGUUCACUAUAUCUGUGAGACAGCCUCCAGGUUGCUCUUCCUGUCCAUGCACUGGGCACGCUCCAUUCCAUCCUUCCAGGCUUUAGGGCAGGACACCAGCAUCCUGCUAGUGAAGGCCUGCUGGAACGAGCUCUUCACGCUGGGGCUGGCACAGUGCUCCCAGGUGAUCAACGUGGCAACCAUCCUGGCAGCCUUCGUCAACCACCUGCACGGCAGCCUGCAGCAGGAGAGGGGAAAAGUGGUCAUGGAGCACAUCUUCAAACUGCAGGAGUUCUGCAACAGCAUGGUGAAGCUCUGCCUGGAUGGGUAUGAGUAUGCCUACUUGAAAGCCAUCGUCCUCUUUAGUCCUGAUCACCCAGGACUGGAAAAUGUGCUCCAGAUUGAGAAGUUUCAAGAGAAGGCCUACAUGGAGUUCCAAGACUACGUCACAAAAGUGUAUCCAGAUGACACUUACAGGCUGUCCAGGCUGCUCCUGCGCUUGCCUGCCCUGCGGCUGAUGAGCGCUGCCCUGACGGAGGAGCUGUUCUUUGCAGGACUGAUUGGGAACGUGCAGAUCGACAGCAUCAUCCCCUACAUCCUGCGCAUGGAGACGGCAGACUACAACUCGCAGCUGGUGGGGCAGGCCGUGUGAGCGCAGCCCGCGGCUGCAGCCCUGGCACUCGGGGCACUGGAAACACAUGCCCUGUCUCCAAGAGAUGGCAAUAAGCCUUCCCCUGCACCUUUCCAAAGAAGGCCAAGAUUCCUCCUUUGCAGUACACUUGGGAGACCUGGUGGAGCGUGACAGGAGACGCAGGAUCACUUCCUGCUUCUCGUCCGAUCGCCGAGGACUUGCAAAUGAACUCCGCACCUGAAGAGUCAGCAGCUGUCCAUCCUAUUUUUGUAGGUAGAUGAACUUGGAAGAUUUGUUUAUGAAGCCCAGGCUUGUGGAGAAGCAGCAGCAGCUGUGCCUGAACUGAGCUCUCUCGACUUAGUUUGAUGGGUUAGAGGAAUAAAUUAACUUUGCUCUCCGA